AUGCCACAAAUAAUUCUAUUUCCAAUAUCUAUCACAACACAUGAGACAACAAUGAUUGUUAAUAUUAAUAGAAAAUCUCAAUCAACAUACUUACAUUUACCCGACAUCGUUACUGAGUGUGAACAACGACUAGCUCAUAAUUUUGCUAAUGAUGAUGCAAUGAAAAUAACAUGCAAACAAAUUGCGCAUUCACUGCGACUCGUCGCUGAUCAAGUUGAUAAAAAACAUUGUCACGAUUCUGAUUUCAAUCGAAAUCUUCAUUAUUUAUCAAUGCGUCUUAUGUUGCAUUCAAUAUUUUGUACACUAUGGACACGAUCUUUAUUACCAUAUAUUCUUCUUUUUUGCAAAACAAAAAUAUUCACGUAUUAA
Rotaria socialis is the source of this 369-nucleotide messenger RNA. Lineage: Eukaryota; Metazoa; Rotifera; Eurotatoria; Philodinida; Philodinidae. The record is from the annotation of a GenBank genome assembly.